ACAACCCUGCACGAAAAAACGCUGUGCACACAACGCAGGUACAUCCACGACUGAAAAACCUAACCGAGAGAAAAAUAUUACUUCUGACCGCUGCAAGAAUAGAAAAAACACCUUUGUUGGGGUUUUACUAUAGCCAACACGAUGACGAGAGUUACGAGAAGCGAUAUCUCGCUGGACAUGGAGGUCUGGGUGGAGGAGUUGUCGCCGGCACAGUUGGCGUACUACGAAAAAAUUACCAACGAACACAAUGCGGUAAAAGGCGCGCUCAAGAACGCCGUGUCGGCCAAUGAAGGAAAAGAACUCUUCAACGGACAGGUUUUCCAAGCCUACUCCUUCAAAGGAAAGGUGCUGCAGGACCUUAAGGAAGCCACUCUACCCAAAAAGCCACCCAAGCCGGCUGAACCCUCCGUAACCCCCUCGGCACCAGCCUCAGGCUCUGGUAGGGGGCGGGGCCGACCGCGCUCUUCUUCGAAUAUAGCAUACUUGGAAACGUCUGACGAGGGCGAGGACGAUGUUCCGCUGGCCAAGCGACUAGCCCUGUCUGCCGGCAAAAAGGCAGUGUCAUCCACAAGCCCCAUACCUUCAACAAGUCCAAAGGUGGGCAGACCUAAGGGAUCAGGUGCGGGAUCUGUAGCCUCUUCUUCAGGCAAAGAGUCGCCAAAACUGAAGGCGAAACUUCCUAAGGACUCUAAGCAAGAUUUGGAUUCUCCUCCGAAAAAUUACCGUCCCGCAGAGGUUAACUCGGUGGGUGGGCUGGUGGUGGGAAGCUCAGAUGACAAUAAGGAUAAGGACAGCAAAGACGGAAAAGACAAUAAGAUGCAGGGCAAGACUUAUCCGUCACUCGUCGUCCUCGCCAAGCCCUUCCUUAAAGUCAAGGACAUGGCUGCAACGCGCAGCAAGCUCGACUCAAAGGUCAAGCUCGUGCUUAUGCUUACACCUAACAAGUUCUGCGAGUGGCUGCUUCAGGAGGGCCUUCUCAGGGCCCAGCAGCACUGCAUUAAUCACCGCAACAACGAGCUUAAGUUGGGAAUCUACUCGGAUGUUACUAAGUUCCCCUACACCGGUGGAUAUGUGUGGAUCAGCGACUGCUGUCCCUAUCGGUUUGUUUCCGUUUUCAACAAUUCAAUUUUUGAAGGCGCACAGCACCCACCUACGUUUCUGUUGAAACUAAUCUACCAUUGGGCCUGCCAGACCAGUAUCCAGAAUGUGGUGCAAUGGGUUAAGGUCGACAGCGUUUAUAUCAAGGGAAUAUAUACCUGGCUGAGAGCCAUUUGCACCCUGGCAGUACAUCAGAAGUGCAAGAAGCUAGGUGGUCCUGGAAAGUUUGUUGAGGUGGGUGUCAUUUCUUUGGGUACCACUUCGCAAGACGGUUCACAACGCCAGGUGAAGGUAGAGGUGUUGGGUGUCUACGACUAUUCGGAGAAAUCUAUUCGUUUGAGGGCCGUGGAGCCCAUUACCGAUGGCGAUCGCAACUACAAAAAACGUUUCCAAGCCAUCCUGGAGCCACUGUCGCGUUGGGUGCACAAGGACAGCACCAUAUGCAUCGACUUGACCGUCGACAAGAUAACACUGUUUAGCAUGGGAUUCAAGAAUAUCGUUCAGGCAGCGGCCACCGACAAUACGGCCAAGCAUAACAACUCGGCAGUGAUGGAAUAUCUGCGACGCAUCGUGCCCCGCAUGUUCCAGAACACUUUGUCGCUACUUUCGCGGCAAAUGAUUCAGCAGUUUUUGGACGAACUGGUCUGGCGUGAAUCUUUUGGAACGUACGCGCUGCAGGCAUUCAACAACAUCAUUACCCACAUAGCCGAACAGACAAGAGUCACCACCAAUGAGACCAUUACCCAGCGACUGUAUCAGGUGGCCACAAAUCCGUUUAAGGACUGGAGUAUCCUGCCAGCCAAUUACAAGGAGACUCCAGCAAACGCGGCACCCAAGCGGCUCAAGAAACCCAUUAACGAUGCGGACUAUAUUGUUUCGGCCAAGAUCCCCAAGAAGGAAAAGGAUAAAGAACGCGAGCGGGAUCGGGAUCUAUUGCCGUCGGGAAGCAAGAGGAGAGGACUAAGUACUCCGCCGCCAAUGCCGGAGAAGCGAAAGGGUCCUGGGCGGCCUCCGGGUAGCACAAACCAACCCAAAGGUGACAAAGCCUUGCCCCCGAAAGUAUCCGGACCAGCAUCAGUCCAAAAAAUUCCGGGUAAGAUGGGAAGACCCCCGAAAGAAAAGGGGGAGGAAAAGGGACCGGUGGGCAUCAAAAAAGAAGAGGAAGAGCUCAAGGGCCUGGAGGAGCUGUACUAUGGCAUCAGCGAUGGAUCGGAGGAGUUUUAUGAAGCCUUCCCCUACACUUCACCGAGAACCGCCCAGGAGAAUCUGGCCAAGACGGUGGAGUGCCCGAUCUGCCUCAACGGCGAUUCGUUCGACUCCAGCGAGAAGCUGCAGACCCAUUUAGUCUCCCACAUUUCUCCAGAAGGCAAGCAGCAUCAGUUCCAGUGUCUGUUCUGCCUCGAGAAGCACCCUACAGAGUCGGUUCUGGCCAAGCACAACCAGAUCAUGCAUCCUACCGAGACUAAAAACGAGGGUUCCCCCUCUUACUACUGUCUCAUCUGCCAGCAGCGCCACAAUUCACUGCACUUGCUUACGGCCCAUCUGCAGAAGGCGCACAGCACCCUGGAGCUGCCAUACUGGUGCCACGCCUGCGGCUACCGCUCAUCCUCCCAUCGCGAUCUGGUGCGCCACUUCUACGAUGACCACAAGAACCAGAACUUCCUGCAGUGUCCCUACUGCCUGGACAUAUUCUAUUUCUCCAAGCGCGGUGUGGUGAACCAGCUGCGCAUCGAGCACUACUUCCUGCAUUUGGACGAGCAUAUUAACCAGCGAGAUGGAUCGCUGCGCUGCCAGAAGUGCUCCUUGUCCUUCUUGGAGAAGGGAGAUCUGAAGCAGCACUCGGUGCAGCAUCAUGUUAGCAUGACCAAGACCAGCAGGCCUGUGCGAUUGUUGCUCAACAACUCACUGCUGAUUCCACCGCCCAAGACACGCACCCAUCACCGUGAGCAGCCUCCCUUCUCCAGCUACAAGCGGCCAGUUUUCUUCGCCUUCCUAGAGGGCAAAAUCUGCGCCGAGUGCAACACCGACUUUGCCAGCGAGGAGACCCACUACACGGGCUGGCUGCACUGCGUCAAAUGUAAUUACCAGACCUGUUGUGAGCGCGCUCAGUUCCGACACGGAGUCGACUGCAAUGGAAACUUUGUGGACGCCAUGGAGGUCAAUAUGCCCCAGGAGAUGCAUUGCAUUUGCGGUUUCGCUACUGGCAACGGUAAUAAGAUGGCCCAGCACUUGGCCAAUUGUGGCCUCAGCACCUGCUACCCGACUCUGGAGGCAGCUAACGAGAAUGCCGUCAAGCGCAAUAUGCUGGACAUGUUGGGUUUGGUGCGCCGCGACGGGGAAACCUCCGGUGAGGGUGCCGAUAUGAGCGAAGCCACCGACGAGACUGGCGAUCAGACCACCAGCGAAAUCAUGCAGUCCCAGGACGAUUCACAGCUGCAGCAUCAGCAAUUGGAGCAUCAGCAGCAACACCAGCACCAGGUGCAGCAGCAGCAGCCACAGGAACCGCAGCCAGAGCUCCAGCAGGAGUACUUAUCGGCGCCGGUGGAGCACGAGCCUGUACAGAAUCUUCCAGUACAUCAGGGAAUACCCGUGCAGCAGCCAGGGCCCAUCCAGUUCGGCGAGAUGGAAGCAGCUCCCGUGCUGAUGGAUCCCCAGGUGCAGCAGGUGCAGCCGACUCCGGACUACGCCCAGGUGUCUGUAGUGCAACAGCACCAGCAUCAGCAGCAGCCAUAUGGAAUGAGCAACUACGGCCAGAGUACUCUCGCCACGGACAUUGACAUGCCGCUGAUUGGGGAGUUGGCUGAGCCCAAUGCUCCGCCCACACCACAAUUCCUGGGAGAAGUACACACGCCCAUGUUUGAUGCGGUAGCUGCUGCCGAGCAGCAGCACUAUCACGCUCAGCAGCACCACCACCACCCGCAAUGAUACAAGUCUCCAGGCAAGCUAAAGUCGAGGGACUACACUCUCCACUGGCAGAACUACUAAACGGCCAGCUUUCACGAAAGAAAUUGUAAUGUAUUGCGAACAGUAUCUUAAGUUGCAAUAUAAAAAAUGAAAUUAUAAAAAAAGAAGACACAUUAAUGUUGUUGCAAACGUUUAAAUUGUAUAGCAUUUAGUUAAGCACAUUUUACACAAAAAAGUAAUAUUUGAAAUCUCAAUUGCACAAUGUCGGACUACACUGGAGAAACAUGUUUUAAUUUCCUACAAAAUGGAAGCAAAAUAACCAUGCAGAACUGUGUAAGAAUUCAUCCAUUUUGAGAUCCACAAUAUCUUUUAAAAAUACUGCUCUAUAAAAUAACCAAUCAUUUAGAUUUUCGAUACUAACCAUUUGUAAAUGACGCAAAAUUCAUUGUUCUUUAAAAAUAAAUCUAUCUACGAAUCCUUA
Messenger RNA from Drosophila bipectinata, 4483 nucleotides. It is a transcript of the gene row, whose product is annotated as relative of woc. Gene Ontology annotation, biological process: regulation of transcription by RNA polymerase II. NCBI's taxonomy places the organism in Eukaryota, Metazoa, Arthropoda, Insecta, Diptera, Drosophilidae. Gene Ontology annotation, cellular component: nucleus. Gene Ontology annotation, molecular function: DNA-binding transcription factor activity, RNA polymerase II-specific; sequence-specific DNA binding. The record is from RefSeq and is a predicted model, not a curated record.